UGUAAACGAGGUUAUAUCCCCGAAUUGGGCGGUGAUCGAGGAGGCGCUUUGGUGGUUCUCAUGGCCUGCCACCAUCUUCACACUGCGACUGCUAGUGCGUCGCACAUUUGCAGAAAUUUUUUGAGAUACAUUUUCACCGCCAAAUUUGCUUCUCCUCUUCGUUUCUCUUCUUCUUCUUCUUCUUCUUUGAGGAUACAGUCUCCUGGUCACCAUUGUUUUCCGUCUUUCUCCGUUCUGCUAUCCCCGAAGGGUUACUGUAGUUCAUCUAGAAGUGUAAAUGCUGCGAUUAACGUAGAUAGCAAUGCAACUUAUCAUGGUAGUCCGGCAUCUUCUAGUAGCCAGCAAAUGCUGCAAGUCCAAGAUUCAUUAUCGAAUUCACCCACAUGCAAAGAAGAAACUGAAAUUGAUAGUCCUUCAGAUGCGAGGGUCAUGCUCAUUGAUGGCACAUCAAUCAUUUAUAGAGCAUACCACAAGCUUUUGGCAAAGCUGCAUCAUGGCCAUUUAUCACAUGCGGAUGGCAAUGGAGAUUGGGUGCUAACAAUAUUUACUGCCAUGUCACUUAUUGUUGAUGUUCUGGAGUUUAUGCCUUCUCAUGUGGCGGUUGUGUUUGAUCAUGAUGGACAUGCAUAUGGUCAUACUUGUUAUUCAUCCAAUGAAAAUUUCAUGGCAAAAGGAUCCACUUUUCGUCAUACACGUUACCCUGCAUACAAGAGUAACAGGCCACCCACACCUGAUACCAUAGUCCAGGGGCUCCAAUACUUAAAGGCAUCCAUAAAGUCCAUGUCCGUAAAGGUGAUUGAGGUACCUGGAGUGGAGGCUGAUGAUGUGAUUGGCACAUUGGCUUUGAGAAGUGUUGCUGCUGGGUGUAAGGUUCGUGUUGUCUCCCCUGACAAAGACUUCUUCCAGAUUAUAUCUCCUUCAUUACGUCUUUUACGAAUAGCUCCACGUGGGUUUGAGAUGGUUUCUUUUGGGCUGGAGGAUUUUGCCGAAAAAUAUGGAGUUCUGGAACCUUCUCAGUUCGUUGAUGUGAUGUCUUUAGUUGGUGACAAAUCUGAUAAUAUUCCAGGAGUCGAUGGAAUUGGAAAUGUCAAUGCUGUGCAACUUAUCACUAGAUUCGGCACAUUAGAAAAUUUGUUGCAACAUGUUGAUCAAGUGGAAGAUGAACGUAUAAGGAAGAUGUUGGUAACAAAUGCUGAACAAGCUAUCUUGAGCAAGGACCUGGCAAUCUUGCGAUCUGAUCUUCCGCUCUAUAUGGUACCAUUUACCACCAGAGAUCUUUUAUUCAAGAAACCGGAGGAUAAUGGGGAGAAAUUCACAAGCCUCUUAACUGCUAUUGGUGCAUAUGCAGAAGGAUUCUCAGCUGAUCCAAUUAUGAGGAGAGUACUAAACUUAUGGAAGAAGCUUGAAAAAAGUUAGUGAUCGAUGUCAAUUUGCUCAGCCUCUUGUCCACUUUGUUGCAUGUAGAUUUGGUUUUGUUGUAUAAUUAGAGAUGUUAGCAGAGGUUAGAAACCAAAUUAGUCUCUGUUUAUGAAUACCCCCUUGUUCUUCGUAGCCUUUGAGCAAAGAAAAUGAGAAACACAGGAAAUUUCAGCUUUACAUGUGAUGGAGUAUCCCUUGCUGUGAA
This is a messenger RNA of Cucurbita pepo subsp. pepo (vegetable marrow), 1624 nucleotides long. Its product is annotated as 5'-3' exonuclease family protein. The record is from RefSeq and is a predicted model, not a curated record. NCBI's taxonomy places the organism in Eukaryota, Viridiplantae, Streptophyta, Magnoliopsida, Cucurbitales, Cucurbitaceae. Gene Ontology annotation, biological process: DNA replication, Okazaki fragment processing. Gene Ontology annotation, molecular function: 5'-3' exonuclease activity; 5'-flap endonuclease activity; DNA binding.